GGCAAAAAUUAUCUUCCCCCGUCUUUCUCACCACCUCACCCUUCCACUUGCCCCAACCACCACCACCACCACCACCACACCGUUCUUUUCACGAGAGUUGGCGCUCUCGAGCGCCCUUACUCACAUUGCGUACAAAGGGCCAUGGUCCAUCGUGUCGAGUUAGCGAUGAAUGGCACUCCCAAAGUCAACGGGGUCAACGGGCUCAAUGGCCACUCAAAGGAUGGCUUGGUGCGCCGGUCCCUCUCAGCACGCAAGUCGUCGUCGCCUAUGGCCCCCGCUUUCAUGACUUCUGCCCCCGGCAAAGUCAUUGUCUUUGGAGAACAUGCCGUUGUCCACGGCAAAGCAGCAAUGGCCGCGGCCGUCUCCCUGCGAUCCUACCUCCUCGUUACCGCGCUCUCGAAAUCGCAUCGGACGAUUCAGCUCGUGUUCCCAGAUAUCGGCCUCGACCACACCUGGAAUAUCGACAAUUUGCCUUGGCAUGUCUUCACAAAGACGACGCGGAAACCCCGAUACUACGACAUGGUGACAUCGCUGGACCCUGAGCUCGUUGCCGCCAUGAAGCCGCAUAUCGAAACGGUGUCUACCCAUUUGAACGGAGACAAGAGAAGGAUUCAUCAGAAUGCUGCUUCUGCUUUCUUGUAUUUGUUUUUGUGUCUUCAGACGCCUGCUGCGCAGGCUUGUAUCUAUACCCUACGGUCUACACUGCCGGUUAGCGCGGGCCUCGGAUCGAGCGCGAGCAUUUGCGUUUGCAUCAGUGCUGCCCUCCUCAAACAGAUCCAUGUCUUGUCUGGACCACAUCACGAUCAACCAGAGGAAGAAAUCCAAAUACAACUUGAGAGAAUAAACAAGUGGGCUUUUGUCGGAGAAUUAUGCAUCCAUGGUAACCCCAGUGGGGUGGACAAUACUGUCGCAACACAUGGAAGGGCUGUUCUGUUCAAGAGGCUUGACUAUUCGAAGCCCCCGAGUGCCACGCCACUAAAAGAUUUCCCCGAACUUCCCUUGAUGUUGGUCAACACAAAGCAACCCCGCACAACCGCCGCAGAGGUCGCCAAAGUCGCGGCCCUGAAGAAGAAAUACCCAGCUGUGACAGAGGCGACUUUGGACAGCAUUGACGAAGUCACGAUGUCAGCACACGCUCUAAUCACCUCGGAAGAAUUCGAUCCUGCGUCAGAGCAAAAUAUCGAGCAUUUGGGUGAUUUAUUCCGCAUCAACCACGGAUUGCUGGUGUCACUCGGGGUGUCUCAUCCCAAGCUGGAACGCAUUCGGGAGUUGGUGGACUACGCCGACAUUGGCUGGACCAAACUCACUGGAGCUGGAGGCGGUGGAUGUGCCAUCACGUUACUCAAGCGAGACGUUGACCCAGCUGCGAUUGUCGAGUUGAAGCAAAAGUUCGAAGCUGCAGGGUUUGAGGAGCACACGACUACGCUAGGAGGUAAUGGCGUCGGCAUGCUCUACCCUGCAGUCCUGCACAAUGGCACAGAGGAAGAAGGAGGCGAAGAAAUUGACCAACAGAAGUUCCUCAAUGCUGAAGGUGAAGAGGGAAUUGAGGCGUUGGUGGGUGUUGGCCUUGAUGAAAGGCGACCUGAAUGGAAGUUCUGGAGGUAGUCCAGCUACGGACCCGUUCCUUGAUGUUUUAUUAGCGAAGGCGCAAUGCAUCAAAGUUCCAGUGGGAAGGGCUAUCUAAUUAAUGAGAGAGCAAAAGUUCUCGCGCUUUAUGUAUUAUAUUGUUGUCAACGACCUGAUUAUUGCAGCACGCAAAGAGAGACGAUGUUUGUUCUGUAUCACGUGGAGGAGUCGGAG
Molecule: messenger RNA, 1800 nt
Organism: Cladophialophora immunda
Lineage: Eukaryota; Fungi; Ascomycota; Eurotiomycetes; Chaetothyriales; Herpotrichiellaceae
Product: mevalonate kinase
Exons: 1
Coding region: 142-1605 (487 amino acids)
Biological process (GO): ergosterol biosynthetic process; isoprenoid biosynthetic process
Cellular component (GO): cytoplasm
Molecular function (GO): mevalonate kinase activity; ATP binding
Source: RefSeq, a predicted model, not a curated record